CAGCCUCCACAAGUUCGUCCCGCGAAGUGGCAAGCACCCAGGAAGGCAUCUUCCCCACCGUCCAACUGCACUGAACGCACACGUCCAUAGACAACAAUGGCGGCCCUGGCACGAGCAGGCCUACUGCUGCUGCUGGCCAGCGCGGUGCUCGUGGGCUGCGGCGGCCAGGCCGCUGACGAGAGCAGCGCCCCCGAGCGCCAGCACCGGGGCUUCCAGCAACUGCGCCUCUCGACGGCGCGCGGAUUCGGCAAACGUGGCACGCUGCCCGCUAUCGCCGCCCUGCUAGGACACCACGUGGCACUGCACAGGCUCCCGGAGCCCCAGCAGCCGCCCGUAAUCAAGAAAGGCUUUCGUAACAUGAAGAUAUCGACGGCCAGAGGAUUUGGCAAGCGCGCUGACUCUGACACUUCGUUUUUGCUGGAGAAUGAUGACUUUGACCCCGUGGAUUUCAAGAACAAACGGGAUAUUCGGAGAAUCAGCCUAUCCACGGCCAGAGGAUUUGGAAAGAGGUUAAGCCCUGCGUCGUCCGACGAAUCAUAUCACAACGCAGGGCAGCCUGUAACCACUUGGCUAGCGGAGGAGAUGGCCAAAGGCGACCUGAAUGAUGACGGAGCUGUUUACCAGGACACCUUUUAGACGUCACUUCACUUUCAAGCAUCACCAACAAGUUUCGCCUUGAGUAUCGAUGAUUUCUCGCCGGGCCUGUGAAGACACAGCUGUACAUACACAAAAUAAAUGAUCGCACAGACGCAAAUGCCGCAGAAAACAGCUGCCAGAAUAAUCACCCUCCAAGCAGCGCCACGGACUCAUAGCUCCUUAUAUUGUUAUGUACAAUCAUUGCUUUCAAAUAAAUAUAACUAACUUGUUACAUGAACA
Messenger RNA from Rhipicephalus microplus (southern cattle tick), 876 nucleotides. RefSeq lists its product as uncharacterized. NCBI's taxonomy places the organism in Eukaryota, Metazoa, Arthropoda, Arachnida, Ixodida, Ixodidae. The record is from RefSeq and is a predicted model, not a curated record.